Lecanosticta acicola is the source of this 941-nucleotide messenger RNA. Lineage: Eukaryota; Fungi; Ascomycota; Dothideomycetes; Mycosphaerellales; Mycosphaerellaceae. The record is from the annotation of a GenBank genome assembly.
AUGCCGAUCAUCCGCAACCCAUUUCGCAAGAACGACGAGAAUGCGCGCCCCUCGUUGGCCGUCGAUGGCGCAGAGAAGCCUCCGGGGAGCAGCAAUGGCGCCAGUCAGGUUGAUCUCAGUGAGAAGAGACCGGUCGAAUACAAGCUGAGUGGUGAGUCGAUGCGCCGCUGUAGACGCUUGUGACGAUCAUGCGCUGACGGGGGAUCCCAGAGAUCAAUGAUUCGGGAGUCUAUCUGCCACCUUCGCCCACAAACGAGAAGAAGAGCUUCUGGGGCGCUGCGUCGUCACGAUCGACGACAUCCUCUUCGCUGCACCGAUGCGCCUUCGACGAGAACGAGCCAUUCAGCAUCUCAAGGGAGUCCUUCGAUUCUUACCGGAGGUCAUUCGUAAGUUGCGAGAGAUCUAGGUGCUACUGAGGCACGGUCGCUGAUUUACAUGGAUAGGACAUCUCUGCCCGAUCUCCUGUAAUUCCAACUCUUGAGGGCCGGCCGCGCGGUUCACUCGACAGCAGAACUUUCCACCCUCCGCCGCGAAGUUCAAACUCGUUCCACCGGCCACUGCAAGUACCUCAAACGCAGGAGGAGGAUAGGUUCGAGGAUGUAAACAUCGACGAUCCCAAGCCGCAGCCUCAGAAGAAGCGUGGUAUCUUCGCGCGAAUCCUGGACAACGACGACGAGCCCCGUCCAGCGUCAAGUGGAGAUAAGAGCGGCCCGUGGCAUCACCUGACAGGCAGAAAGCGAGGACAGAGCGGACAGGGCGCAGAACUUGGCGCGGUGCCCAAACGAGAGGCAACACCAAGGCCUGAGAGACAAGUCGAAAAGCAGUCGGAGAAGCAGGUUGAGAAGUUGACAGAGUCAUCACAGCAGGCAAACGGGAAUUCCACACAAGCGCCAAAGAAGGAGAACACUCAGGCACCAGAGAUUCGAGUCAGUGACUCUUGA